Molecule: messenger RNA, 930 nt
Organism: Marmota monax (woodchuck)
Lineage: Eukaryota; Metazoa; Chordata; Mammalia; Rodentia; Sciuridae
Product: vomeronasal type-1 receptor 4-like
Exons: 1
Coding region: 1-930 (309 amino acids)
Biological process (GO): G protein-coupled receptor signaling pathway
Cellular component (GO): membrane
Molecular function (GO): pheromone receptor activity
Source: RefSeq, a predicted model, not a curated record
AUGGCCUCUGGGGACCUGGCCAUGGGUGUGGUCUUCUUGACCCAGACUGUGGUUGGAAUCCUGGGGAAUUUCUGUCUCCUCUCCUCCUCCCUCUGCCUUUACUGCUCUGGGUGUAGGUUAAGAUGCACAGAUUUGAUUAUUAGGCACCUGACUGUAGCCAACUUCCUUUUCCUGCUCUUCAGGGGAGUCCCACAGACCAUGGCAGCUCUUGGGUUUAGACAUUUCUUCAGUGAUCUUGGAUGCAAACUUGUUUUCUAUGUUCACAGGGUGGGCAGGGGUAUGUCCUUCAGCAGCACCUGCCUCUUGAGUGUCUUCCAGGCCAUCACCAUCAGCCCCAGGGACUCCAGGUGGGCAGAGCUCCAAGUGAAAGCCCCCAGGUACACUGGCACCUCUGUGUUCCUGUGCUGGAUCCUCCACCUGCUGGUCAAUAUCAUUGUUCCUGUGCAUGUGACUGUGAAUAGGGGUGACAUUAAUAUGACACAGAGAAAAAAAUUUGGAUACUGUUCUGAUGGUAAUUAUGAGAGAAAUGUUUAUGCCAUAAAUUCAGCCUUGCUGUCGUUCCCUGAUGUGCUGUGUUUGGGGAUCAUGCCCUGGGCCAGUGGCUCCAUGGUUCUCAUCCUGUACAGGCACAAGCAGAGGUUCCAGCACCUCCAUGGCAGUCGUCCCUCCCGCAGGUCCUCGGCUGAGUCCAGAGCUACUGAAACAGUCCUUCUUCUUGUGAGCACCUUUAUGUCUCUCUACACUCUCUCCUUCACCAUACACAUUUGGUGGGGUGUUUCUGGUAAUGUGAGUGAGCUGCUGGUGUACCUCUCUGCCUUAACCAAUGCAUCUUUCCCUGCUCUCAGCCCCUUUAUUCUCAUGAGCAGAGACACCAAUGUGUCUAGGCUCUGCUGGAGUAGAACGUCCCCUAGUGUCCUCAGGAACAUGUGA